This is a messenger RNA of Musca domestica (house fly), 4139 nucleotides long. RefSeq names its product structural maintenance of chromosomes protein 1A (gene SMC1). Gene Ontology annotation, molecular function: DNA binding; ATP hydrolysis activity; protein binding. Gene Ontology annotation, biological process: sister chromatid cohesion. The record is from RefSeq and is a predicted model, not a curated record. The coding region runs from base 151 to 3897 and encodes 1248 amino acids. NCBI's taxonomy places the organism in Eukaryota, Metazoa, Arthropoda, Insecta, Diptera, Muscidae. Gene Ontology annotation, cellular component: chromosome; nucleus; cohesin complex. The transcript has 14 exons.
UCUAUCCAUAACAAUCGUUUAAUCGCUUUGUAAAAGUGCGACAAUUACCUUUUUUCUUGUAACUUUCCAUAUAAAUAAACAAGGCAUACUCUGCAGCAUUGUACAACCGGUAGUAAAUUGUGCAACCUGGUGACAUAAAAUCCCGCCACCAUGGCAGACGAGGAGAAUGCAGCUGAUGUGACACUAACAUCUGUUGUCAAUCAAACCACACCGCCCAAUGAAAUUGAGGCCUCAUUUCUCCAAUACAUCGAAAUGGAAAAUUUCAAGUCCUACCGUGGUCACGUUCUAGUGGGUCCACUAAAGCAAUUUACGGCAGUAAUAGGUCCGAAUGGUUCUGGCAAGUCUAACUUUAUGGAUGCCAUCAGUUUUGUUAUGGGUGAAAAAACGACCAGUUUGCGUGUAAAACGUCUAAACGAUCUAAUACAUGGAUCUUCGAUUGGUCGACCUGUGGCGCGUAGUUGUUAUGUUACGGCCAAAUUUAUUGUUAAUGGUGACUACCAGUUGGAUUUUCAACGCGCAGUUAUUGGCGGUUCUUCUGAGUAUAGGAUUAAUGGUAAUAGCGUUUCCAGUGCAUCCUAUUUGGCCAGGUUAGAGAAGAUGGGCAUAAAUGUCAAAGCCAAAAAUUUCUUAGUUUUUCAAGGUGCUGUCGAAAAUAUAGCCAUGAAAACUCCAAAAGAAAGAACCGCCUUAUUCGAAGAAAUAAGUGGUUCUGGUUUAUUAAAGGAAGACUAUAAUCGUCUUAAACAAGAAAUGAUACUGGCAGAAGAGGAGACACAAUUCACAUAUCAAAAGAAAAAGGGUAUUGCGGCUGAAAGAAAAGAAGCUAAACAUGAGAAAAUGGAGGCUGACCGCUAUGCUCGUUUAAAAAAUGAAUAUAAUGAGAAGAAAGUCGAAUAUCAGCUGUUCCGACUUUAUCAUGUCGAGAAAGAUAUACAAAAACUUAAUGACGAGUUGGAAAUAAAACAAAAGGAUGUCAAAGAAGUUGAAAGUCGUAAAGCUGCUGUAGACGAGGUGCUGAAGGAAAAGAAGAAAGAAUCCGGCAAAUUCAAUCGUGAUUUGGCAAAAGUUGAUCAGGAAAUACGUGAAUUUGAAACGCAGAUGAAUAAAAAGCAUCCGCUAUACAUCAAAGCCAAAGAAAAGGUUGCACAUUGUCAGAAAAAGUUAAAAUCAUUGGCAAAAACACUUGAAACGGCAAGAGAAGCUGACAAUGCACAUCAACAAGACAUACGGAAGCUUGAGAAACAACUAAACGAAGUUGAACAGCUGAAAAAAAGAUUCGAGGACGAAAUAGCAAAUGAAUCAACGCGACGUGGCAAAAGUGUACACAUGGAAGAAGGUCUGGUACAGGAAUAUGAUAGUCUCAAACAAGAAGCAGAAGCAACCGCUACUAAAUACCGUUCGCAGCUGGAUUCUGUUAAUCGAGAACAGAAAUCUGAUCAGGAUUUACUCGAUGGAGAAACAAAUCGCCGAGCAUCGGUGGAAGAAGCCCUAAAGAAGUUAACAUUGCAACGUGAGGAGGCCAUAAAGAGACGAGAUAAAUUAAUGGAUCAUAUCAAAUCGUCAGAAGCAGCCUUGGAGGAACAGAAUCGCAUCAAAGAUGAGCUGAAACGUGAUGUGGGUAGUUCUAAGGAAAAAAUUGCUGAAAUACAAAGUAUAUUGGAAGAUGUUCGAGAUCAAUUAGGUGAUGCAAGGAGCGACAAACACGAAGAUGCCCGUCGAAAAAAGAAGCAAGAAGUUGUCGAGCUGUUUAAAAAACAAGUACCGGGCGUGUAUGAUCGAAUGAUAAAUAUGUGUCAACCUACACAUAAACGUUACAAUGUGGCCGUUACCAAAGUUUUGGGCAAAUUUAUGGAAGCAAUAAUAGUCGAUACCGAAAAAACUGCCCGCCAAUGUAUUCAGAUACUUAAAGAACAAAUGUUGGAAGUGGAAACAUUCUUGCCGCUGGAUUAUUUGCAAGUUAAGCCCCUUAAAGAACGCCUAAGAAACAUAAGUGAACCACGCAACGUUAAACUUGUAUUUGACGUUUUAAAAUUCGAGCCCAAAGAAAUUGAACGAGCAGUACUUUUUGCCACUGGCAAUGCUUUAGUCUGCGAAACACCUGAAGAUGCCAUGAAAGUGGCAUAUGAGUUGGAUCGUUCACGUUAUGAUGCUUUAGCAUUGGAUGGUACAUUUUACCAAAAAUCUGGACUCAUAUCCGGCGGUAGUCAUGAUUUGGCACGCAAAGCUAAGAGAUGGGACGAGAAGCACAUGGCCCAACUUAAAAUGCAAAAGGAAAAAUUGAGUGAAGAGCUUAAGGAAUUGGUUAAGAAAUCCCGCAAGCAAAGUGAAUUGGCCACUGUGGAAUCUCAAAUAAAGGGUCUGGAAAAUCGAUUGAAAUAUAGUAUGGUAGAUUUGGAGUCAUCGAAGAAAUCUAUACAACAAUUCGACAAACAGCUGCAACAAGUUCAAAGUCAAUUAGAUGCGUUUGGGCCAAAAAUAACCGAGAUCGAGAGACGCAUGGAAAAGAGAGAAGAACAUAUCCAGGAAAUCAAAGAGAAUAUGAAUAAUGUAGAAGAUAAAGUAUUUGCUGCAUUUUGUCGCCGUUUGGGCGUCAAAAAUAUACGACAAUACGAAGAACGUGAAUUAGUAAUGCAACAGGAAAGGGCUCGCAAACGUGCCGAAUUUGAACAACAGAUUGACGCUAUUAACACUCAGCUGGACUUUGAGAAGCAGAAAGACACAAGAAAAAAUGUUGAUCGCUGGGAGCGUAGUGUACAGGAUGAGGAAGAUGCAUUGGAAAAGUUGAGAGCCGCCGAGAAACGAUAUUUAAGUGAAAUUGAUGAGGACAAAGAGAAAAUGGAGAAACUAAAACAACUUAAAGCUGAAAAGAAGCAGGCUGUCGAUGAUAUGGAAGAAGAAAUUUCCAAAGCAAGGAAAGAUGUCGCCAAUUUGGCUAAGGAAAUUCACAAUGUGGGCUCAAUGGUGUCAUCGAUUGAAUCGAAAAUUGAAACAAAGAAAAAUGAACGUCACAAUUUGCUGAUGCAGGCAAAGAUGGAUUGUAUUGCUAUUCCACUAUUGAGAGGAUCGCUGGACGAUUGUGUCGGUCAAGGUGGUGAAAUUGACAGUAAUACCCCCUCAACUUCUGCAAAUGCCGUUGUAGAUAAGGAAACCAACAUUGAAGUCGAUUACUCAAGUCUACCACGCGAUAUUUGCAAACUCAAAGACGAUUCGAGUUUCAAGAAAAUGAACGAAACAUUACAAAAAGACCUGCAGGCGAAAUUGGAUGUUUUGGAGCGUAUACAAACUCCCAAUUUGAAGGCAGUACAGAAACUUGAUGCUGUUACAGAGAAGGUGCAGCUGACAAAUGAAGAAUUUGAAACCGCACGCCGUAAAGCGAAAAAGGCUAAAGCUGCAUUUGAACGUGUGAAAAAUGAACGCUCCGAGCGCUUUAUUCAGUGUUGUAACCAUAUAUCAGAUGCCAUUGAUGGGAUUUAUAAGAAACUUGCACGCAAUGAAGCAGCCCAGGCAUAUUUGGGUCCCGAUAAUCCAGAAGAGCCUUAUUUAGAUGGUAUAAAUUAUAAUUGUGUAGCACCGGGCAAACGUUUCCAGCCCAUGAGUAAUUUGAGUGGUGGCGAAAAGACAAUAGCAGCUUUAGCAUUACUAUUUUCCAUUCAUAAUUAUCAACCUGCUCCAUUCUUUGUACUUGACGAAAUCGAUGCCGCGUUGGAUAAUACAAAUAUUGGCAAGGUGGCCUCAUACAUUCGAGACCAUACCACAAACUUGCAAACCAUCGUUAUUUCAUUGAAAGAGGAAUUUUAUGGGCAUGCCGAUGCUUUAGUCGGCAUCACGCCGGGUGAUGGCGAUUGUUUGGUUUCCAACGUUUAUAUGUUUGAUUUGACUCGUUUUGUGGAUAAGUAAUCAUUGCAACCCUUAAUAUUAGAUUCGAGUUUCACAAUUACAUUUUAUAUAUUAUUUCAUAAUUAUGAUUUUGUAGACUUUCAGAUAUAAAUUUUUCCUUUCCAGUGUGACGUAUUUUUAAUAUUUAGAAGCAACAUAGAUUAAUGCACAAAACUACCAUUUAAGUAAUAAAGAAAUCAAAAGUUUUUUACUACAAUAUAUUAUGUAAAAAUGUAUAAUACAAAUUUAAGAUUCCAAACAAA